UCCUUCAUGGACGGGUGGGUUCAGGGUGGUGAAAUCAGUGACGAGACAGGAAUGUAGACUCGCAAAACAAGGAAAACUCUGAUAUCCACUGUGAAGCGCUGGCAGUGGCCUAGAGAGACGUAACAGCUUUGCCGCCUACCCACGACCUGUUACGUACGGCCAGACAUGUUCGAAGCAGGAUAGAAAUGACAGGCGACCAGGAGACGAGGUUUUCCUCAGUCAACAGCCAGUGUGGAGGAUGGUGGCUACAGAACGGGGUCAUGAUCGGGUGGUAAAGUUAAAGACUUUGAGUUGAAUAUGGGCCUGUCUCGCAAGCUUGGAGGGUCCUCGAAACCCGAGCCGCUGAGUGAUGUGGAGUAUCAAUGGAGUACCCAGAGUUACACCCUGAAGGAGAUUCUGGGCAAGUUCAAGGUACCCAGGGUGGUCCAGUGCGCGUCUCCGUGUUCGGUACAGUUGUCGGAGUUUCAGUUCGACCUGCAGCAACCAUUACUUAUCUACAGCAAGCGGUAUGUACGGAAAGCCUACGCCAGGAAUCUCAAGUAUGAGAAGGCGUCCCAGGAAAUGAUGGCGUCUGGCCCCCCUGUCAUCAUUCCACAGGAUUACGAUGGUUGGUUCACCGUGGUCAACUCGGAGUCGGACACGCUGCCUCGCCACACCAGGAUAGAAACAAUCGCAGGAUGUCCCUCUGAGCGCUUCCUAGUGGGCACGCAACUCCCGGUACUUAUCCAUACUCCGGGCUAUGAUGGCGAGGCCCAGUACGUAGAGAGUGACGUCAUGCCAGGAGGGGUACUGCGCAAGACCGGUACUUGUGAGAGCGACGAAGCCAUGGCGGAAGUGAUGGUCACUUUGAGGAAAGGCAGACCGUGUUUACGAUGCACAGAUGAGAAAAAUGACGAUUUGAUAAUACCUUUUCACCACAGAGCAAAAAUGUUUGAAGUCUCUGACGAAACGUCACCUACUUCAAGCGGAUUGGUCAGCAUGAGACACGUGAUUGAGACUGGAGAGGCGUUAUUCCCGACUGUUUUACGUCACAUGUUCGGAGAACUGCCGGCUGUGUCUUAUUGCUUUACAGGAGACUUGAGACUGGAGAGGGUGUUUCACGAGGACAGUGUUCUUGCGUCCACACUUGACAAAGAAGCGCCAUUCCCACUUGAAAUUAAAACCGAUUCGAAGGUGCGCUUCACAAUUGCAUUAAACGAAGCAGACAUCAAACGAACGAGCGAUUACAACGACGCCUUUUGUGCAUGUGAGGAGCUUGGAGAUAAAUAUCUCUCGGGAAUGAAAGUGUCCUUCACCUUGCAACCGGAAAUGGUACCAUUGGAUCCACUUGAUUGGUCAAUGUCAGAAGCCGGAAGUGACGCAGAGGAUGUAGAUGCAAAGUCUGAAUUUGAGAUAGACUGGGACCCAGACAGGACAAAUAGUAUGAUUAACUUAGCGGAAAAGGCAGAGAGAAUGCCACAUCCGAAACCUGAUGUCGUUCUAACGGACAAACAUGAACGGCCUGGGGAACCGCAACACUCGCAGAAAUUAGAGAAUCGUUCCGGUAAAACCGACUUGUUUACAAUUGAUAGUGGAUUGAAAGACAUUGUUUCGUUGGAUGACAUGAGAGAGGAGAUUGUGUGAUUGGCCGUGCAGUAAAUGAGUUUACCCAACGUGUAAGAGUGCAAUAUUUCCGUGCGUGUAUUGCUCACAUGCCAAAUGGACAGCAAGUAAUCAAAUAGACCACGCAACUAUUAAUUCGUUUCUUGUAAAGUGAACAUCAUAAAAAUAUUUACACCUGACAAAAAGUUAUAUACCUUCCCUUCAUUUCAUAUAUCCCGAACUUCCGUGUAUAUUUUUGAAAUAUCUACCGUGACAUGACAUUUUGUUAAUAAUCUAAUAUACCACUUAUACCUGGUGAAAUAUUUCUCCAGAUCGACGCAAGGACCGAGUAAACCAGGGUGGUGAAAUCACCGUUGCCAUGAAACAGUUACAGAUAAUUACCAGAUAGCCGAUUUGGUUUUCCGUUUGUCAAUAAUUAAAGAGUCAUUUACAUACAAAGAAGACGAACUUCGUACAUAUAUUGAUGGACAUAAUUUCAAAAAGACUUUGUUUUAUGAAAAAUGUAAGCGGUGCCAUUUGGUUUUCUGUUUGUCAAUAAAACUGUGUCUUUCAAAAAACAAACACGACUGUAUUUCGUCACAAAAUUGACGAGAGGAUUUGAUUUCAAAAAUACUAUUUUGUAUGGAAAUAGUAAGCGGUGCUUUCCAGGCGUGUAUAUGUAUAAAAUAUUAUUCAUCUGGAGGGAAACGUUUUCAUGUCUACUAUGAUAUUAUUUUUCAUUUCCCCGCCGUGAUAUUGCUGGAAUAUUGCUAAAAGCGGCCUAAAACCAUACUCACUUACUCACUCAUUUUUCAUUUAACUUGCAUUAUGAUAAUCUGAGAACUAAUAACCUGAAAUAUCUACUGCAUUAUCUCUGUUGGCCUUGUGUGCACUCGUUGUACUGCACAUUGGGUCUCACUUGCAAACAGCGACCUCGGUGAUAGGGCACUUGUUAGAGUGUGUGAGGAACAUUCGUGUUUCGGUAUGGUAUGCUGUUCCAUGGAAUGAAUCCAUUAAUAGUUGAGCAAUGGGUGUUAUGCUGCUCAGCAUCUGUAAUAAAAUGUACUCAUUCAUUUACCAUGUGUGACAUGGGGGCCCAGAAGUCUAAGACGUCAUCGAAGUGCUGGGUUGCGUCCCUCAGUCUUGUAGGAACCAAAUUAAAUCGUAGGUUCGAAUACCGGAAUCGCCCUGAUUAUGAUUCCUUGUUUGUCCGCGCCAUAUCCUGCGGUUUCCCCAUAACUUGUAUCACUACAGUCUUUUCUACCACAUUAAGCAGACACGGUCUUAUAUAACUGAAAUAAUAAUGUCCAAAGCGGCGCUAAACCCAACUCACCCACUCACAAUGUGUCACAUUGGUUCUGGCAUGCUAUAUAAAUGAUACAUGUAAAUAAAUAUUGUUUGCGAUUUUUUUUAUCAUUUGCAGGCAGGAGUGGGAUGGUAAUAAUAAUUUCAGGCGAAAUUCAAGGAAAUAUUGUUACCAAGACUGUGAUUCUUAUUUAUGCCGAAUAUUUGGACAACGAUCAAAGUACUUACACUGUGUCAAUAAAAUCAAUGAAGCACA
This is a messenger RNA of Haliotis rufescens (red abalone), 3142 nucleotides long. RefSeq lists its product as uncharacterized. NCBI's taxonomy places the organism in Eukaryota, Metazoa, Mollusca, Gastropoda, Lepetellida, Haliotidae. The coding region runs from base 298 to 1623 and encodes 441 amino acids. The transcript is spliced from 2 exons. The record is from RefSeq and is a predicted model, not a curated record.